Molecule: messenger RNA, 5575 nt
Organism: Cheilinus undulatus (humphead wrasse)
Lineage: Eukaryota; Metazoa; Chordata; Actinopteri; Labriformes; Labridae
Product: desmoglein-2-like
Exons: 14
Coding region: 64-3549 (1161 amino acids)
Biological process (GO): homophilic cell-cell adhesion
Cellular component (GO): plasma membrane; desmosome
Molecular function (GO): calcium ion binding
Source: RefSeq, a predicted model, not a curated record
CUUGUUGGCAUCACUGGGAAUCUACCUCCUCACUUCAGACAGAUACCGGGACUUUUUUUCAUCAUGACUCCGGCGUCUUCGCCCGUGUUUUUAUCGAUACUUUUGCUGAUCCAGGCAGUUGUGGUGACGUCUUACUGGAUCCCUCCAAGAAAACCACUACAUGAAAAUAGAGACUACAGUAACGAGUCUGUUGCCAAGAUUCAUUCAGAUUUCGAUAAAGGCAAUGGAAAUAUUAACUAUUUCCUGGAAGGCAUUGGAGCCAGCGAGGCGCCCUUUCAUGUGUUUACAGUGGAUCAGAAAUCUGGACUCAUUAAACUCAAUAAGAUGCUUGACAGGGAAUUCAUCGACACCUACAAUUUGGCAGGUGUUGCUAUGUAUGCCGAUGGGACACGAGCAGAGGAGGAUGUUCCCAUAAGAUUCAAGGUUAUAGAUGAGAAUGACAACCCUCCAGUGUUUGAUAUCAUCAGGCCAGGGGCGGUGAAUGAGCACAGUCCUCCAGACACUGUAGUACUGAGAAUGAAUGCGACCGAUGCCGACGAACCAGGGAAUGACAACUCAAAGAUCAGAUAUAGUCUUGUUGGUCAGAACCCGCCAGGUGAUCUGUUCUACAUUACUGCAAAUGGAAUCAUCUGUGUGAAAGAUUCUGCUCUGGACAGAGAGAAAGCAGAUAAGUACGUUCUGAUGGUAAAAGCUCAAGACUUGGAUGGUCGACCAGGAGGAAACGUUGCAACCGCCACUGUUACUAUCAGUGUCAACGACGUGAAUGACAACCAGCCCACACUUGAAAAAAACAAGUAUGAGGGCAGCAUUGAAGAAAACACUCAAGGUGUGGAGGUGAUGAGACUUAAAGCAAAUGACUUGGACCUGAGGGGCACAGAAAACUGGCAAGUUGUGUAUAAUAUCACGGAAGGCAAUGAAGCUGGGUACUUCAGCAUUAAAACAGACCCCCAAACCAACGAGGGAAUCCUGAUGCUGGACAAGGCUGUGGAUUAUGAAGACGUUCAGGACCUUAAUCUUGGAAUAGUUGUGUUUAACAAGGCUGCCGCAUUUGGAGGAGGCGGAAGUGGAUCUGGGUCUGGAAGUGGAUCUGGGUCUGGAAGUGGAUCUGGGUCUGGAAGUGGAUCUGGGUCUGGAAGUGGAUCUGGGUCUGGAAGUGGAUCUGGGUCUGGGAGUGGAUCUGGGUCUGGGAGUGGAUCUGGGUCUGGAAGUGGAUCUGGAUCUUGGGGUUGGUCUAUGAAGGGUCUGAAAAAGUAUCCUGUCAAAAUCAAUGUGAAGAACAAACCAGAGGGUCCAGCUUUUCAACCCAAAACCAAGACUAUUACCAUCUCAGAGGGGGGCAACAUCGUCAGCAUCAAUAAAGUGAUUGCUCGCUACCCUGCAAUAGAUGGAGACACAAAGAAACCAGCGAAGAAUGUCAGGUAUGCAAAGGGGGCAGACCCUGACAACUGGCUAAUCAUCGAUCCGGAGACAGCUGAAAUCAAGCUGAACAAGAUUCCAGACAGAGAAUCUAAAUACCUGAGAAAUGGGACCUAUUAUGCUAAUAUUAUCUGCAUCAGUGACGAUGAACCUGGUAAAACAGCAACUGGUACAGUAGCCAUUCAGGUGGAAGAUUUUAACGACCACUGCCCCACCCUUACCAGCACCUAUCAGUCAAUGUGCACUUCAGCUGAUCAUGUUAUUGUGAAUGCUAAAGAUGAGGAUCUAUAUCCUAAUGGACCUCCUUUUGUUUUCGAAAUUCUUCCGGAUGGCACUGAGGGAAAAUGGAAGGUGGAGCAUCUUAAUGACACUGCAGCUAUACUGAGAUCUCAGGAGACAAAGUGGCCAGGUAUCUAUAAAGUAGCAUUUGAGGUGAGGGAUGAGCAAGGACAGGCCUGUCCAGAACCUCAGAAGCUGGAGGUUCAAGUCUGCACCUGUGAGGACGGAGUGAUGUGUGGGCAACGAGGAAGCCAAGGUCAACUCGCCAAGACAUCCGCCUUUGGACCUGCAGGCAUUGGACUGCUCUUCCUGGGUCUGCUGAUGCUACUGCUUAUCCCUCUGUUGCUGCUCUUCUGUCGCUGUGGGAGCGCUGCUGGAAUGCCAGGGGACUUUGCUGAGAUGCCUUUUGAUACCAAAUCACACCUCAUCAACUACCGCACUGAGGGCCAAGGAGAGAACACGGCGGUGCCACUACUGAACAUCCCAACAGCGGUGGAUGGAGAUAUAGUGCAAAUAGAUAAGGGUACAAAAACUUCAGCAAUGGUACCCAUGGACAGUAUGGGCUUCCAGCCGUCCGUUGCCUCCAUGGAUGGAAUUAAUAGGGCCGCUUACGGUGAUGGAUAUUUUAGAGAACGGACAUGGGGAACAAUGAACGAACAGCGUGGCAAUGGCCUCUACUCUGAGUUUCAAGGCAGAAGAUCAGCUGCAGGGGAAGGAUUCAUUGAUGGCAUGGCUCUGCCAGACCACAUCCUUGCAGACUACUACAACCAGAAACUUGCCAGUGGAUACAACGUUGGAGUGGAGGACAGUCCUUUGGUCCAUAGCUAUGAAGGCCAGGGCUCCCCUGCUGGCUCACUGGCUAGUCUCAGCAACCUGGGGUCUGACAAUGACCUGCAGUUUCUUGAUGACCUUGGGCCAAAGUUCAAGACCCUGGCUGGGCUGUGCGGAGGCAAGAAGAUUCAAACUGAAGUCAAACAAGUGAUUCCUCCCACUCACACUUCAGUAUCAAGUUUGAUGACUACCCACACGCUGCCCCCUAUACCUCAGCCGCAGCUCCCUAUACCCCAGCCGCUGCCAACUAUCCCCAAAGCAGAGCGCACGGUGGUCAGGGAGACAGUGAGGGAAAGCACAGUGAGAGAUGGAAUGACGACAGUGAAGGAGGGGAUGGCAAAUCAAGGCCAGAAGCUCCUGCUACAACAGCAACAGCCUGUUUACUACACCACCACCCCUGUGCUGCAGCCCAUGCACUACGUCGUCCAGCCGCAGGUUCAGAAUACUAUGCUUCUGGCUGAGGCACCAGCCACCAACCUGCAAGGCAUGGUCCUGGUUAAUGGCACCCAGACCAUGCCAGCCCAAGGCAUGGUUGUCCAGGGGCAGCCAGUGAUGUCCACAGCACAAGUCCAAGGCCAUGGAGUGGUGCUAGUAGGGGGGGGCGGGGUCCACACAGGCAUCCCUUCUGGCACCCAGACCAUGAUGGUUGUGGAGGGAAAGGUACCUGCAGGUUCUAUGAAAGUGCUGAAGGGGAGCCAGCCCCACCUUGUGCAGGGGGCUACUUUACAAAAAGGAGGGCUUUCGGGAUCCCAGAUAAUUCUGGAGGGCAAAGUCCCUGCAGCUUCUAUGAAAGUGAUAAAGGGAGGCCAGACUACCCUUGUACAGGGUGGCACUCUACAGUCAGAAGGGCUCUCAGGAUCUCAGAGAGUCCUGGUGGUUGGAGGGCCAACAAGCAUUGAAGGGCAGCUGGGAGGCCCAUCUGCUGGCUCUAAGAGCAGUAUUGUGAGUUCAUCUACCACGACAGUAAAGGCCACCCCCACAUACAGCAAGACAGUGGUGAGGGAGAAGUUUACGGAGUUGUGAUGGCAUAAAGAACACUUCCAGGACUCUGGCAAGACAACCUCUCAAGUAUCUCUGUGAGAGACGUGUGCAUGCUACUUUGACGGUGGUGGGUGUGCUACAGCAGUUUGACAAGGAAUUAAGCUACAUGUUCCUACAUGUUCACCUAUGUGCACUACCUGAUCUGGCACUGAUUCUUCUUUUUAUAUUGCAAAAACAUUUCUGUGAAUAUUAUCCAGUAUUUUAUAAUUUGGCUUGCAUCAUACAUAAACAUGAGUUGAUCAAGAAAAUGGCAAAAUAGUUGUCCUGGCCAUGUUGGGAGUUUGUGACUGGUUUAUGAACGACCAGAUAAAAGAAAAAGUUGAAUCCUUAUCUUUGAUCUGACAUUGGACUUCUGCAGUAAAAUCCAAAAGGACCAUAGAUCAAAUAUGAAACCUUACAAACUCCCAAACAAUUGUGUGUCUGGAUAUUGUUCUCCCUCACCUUGUUUGACCUUUUUUGUAUUUAAAAUAUUGCAUUUUUUGUGUGUUUGUUUGUUUUGCCUUGCUUUGACUGCCAUGCCAACAGCAUGGCUGUAGGGACAGCAGUGUCAGUGAGUCAGUCCACAACUUGACUCCAGGCUGCCUUUUCUCAACUACCACAGGAUGCAAGUAUGGUUCCUUAAGAAUGAACAAUCAAGACUUUGGAGCCCCCUUGACUUUUCAUAAAACCCCUCCACUUAGCUGGAGUACAAAAUAUUUUUAUAGCGUGGACCUUUUUCAUAUUUUUGGUGUAGUCUGUAUCUGUAACAAUAAGCAAUAUUAAUUUUAAGUUUUGGUGGGAUUAAACCAAUCAUAAGCCUAAAGGGCAAUAAGGAAUUGAGUUUUACAAUGCAACUAAAUGGGAAGGGGGCAAGGAGCACUUUUUGAAGCAUUUCUGAGAGAUUGCCCCAAAAAUGAAAGCACUGAAGUCACAUUUACAUCUACCUGUGACACUGCGAUUUCAAAAUAUUUCCAAUCUCUCCAGUAAACAAACAAGGUAUGGCUAUUAAUAAAAGAGACUAAUGCUGUUCUACAGUUUUUUUGGACAUAACUUUUUUCAUUGUCUCCUUCAAUAUGCUCCCUGGGUUAGUCACAUGCUUUGACUUUCCAAGGAGCGCAGGCCAGAAACCUCCAUAUGGAGAGAUACAUUUAUGACAAUACAUAAUAAAAUUUGCUCCAUAAUAGCAUGAAUCUGAAUAUGAGGGUGCAACAGACUUUAUGCUAUAAAGGUGGAGGCUGGGGUGGAGGAGGUUAAGUUUCAGAAUCAGCUUUUAAGCAAGCAGGGGUUAGUGAGAAGUAUGUCAUAUUUAAAUACACUGCUGUUUUGAGAGAAAGGGCUGUGAUUGGCUGUGGGAACUGGGAGGCCAUAAUUACAAUCAGCUGACUGUCAGCUGAUCACAGCUGGGCCUGCAUUAACCAACGCUAGGCUUCAUUUAAUGUAUGAAAACAUUCAGCUGCUGUUCAAUUCCACCAAAAAUUUCAAGUUAAUGUGUUGCUCAAAUUUUAAGCUAAUCAUUUUCUGACACCUUAGCAAAAACAUUUGCACUUCCAUCAGUAGCUAGCAGUGGUUUUAUCCUCAUAGGUACAGUCUCAUUAUUUGAUAGCCAUACCUGGUAUAUAAAAACUUUCUUACUUUGGAGAGUGGUGUUUAGCAGUGAUGCUCUCAAAGCAUUCAGAAGCUGAAAAGGAGGAAAAAACUCACAAAUAAUUCCAGGUCUGGAUGAGAGUGUCUGCUCACAACAGCUAUGGUUUCUUUUAAACUUUGUAAGAUUUGUUAAUAUGUUUUGUUUUACACUUAUCACCAGUUUCAUGUCAAAUUAUGCCACAUUCACACAGAAUAAACUUUGUUUCGUGUUAAUAUUUUUAAGCAAAGGGUUGUAAAUUCAAACAUUUUUUUUUCUGUGCAGAGGGAUUUUCAUGUGCUUGAAUACAUUUUGACUUAAUGUCUGUCUCAGGGAUUUCCAAUGUACAGGAUUUACUUCACUUUUUCAUGCUUGCUUGCUUUAAUAAACAUUUUGUACAUAACACAC